This is a messenger RNA of Saccostrea echinata, 7200 nucleotides long. RefSeq names its product eukaryotic translation initiation factor 4E transporter-like. Gene Ontology annotation, biological process: negative regulation of translation. The record is from RefSeq and is a predicted model, not a curated record. Gene Ontology annotation, cellular component: nucleus; cytoplasm. NCBI's taxonomy places the organism in Eukaryota, Metazoa, Mollusca, Bivalvia, Ostreida, Ostreidae. The transcript is spliced from 24 exons. Gene Ontology annotation, molecular function: mRNA binding. Bases 252 to 4403 code for a protein of 1383 amino acids.
AUCCGGGCAUUUGCAACAUUUUCCGAUGUUUAGCUGCAGCGGUUCAAAUUUGUAAACGUAUUCUCUGUUUAAUUUAGUACCUAGUUAUGCAUUUCGUUUAUUUUCUUUGAAGAGUAUUCAACACAAUUUCUUUCGCAUCUGGUUUUUUCUCGUAUUCUGUUUCCCGUCGUGCUUGACAGCUGUAGUUUUCAUCGGAUACUUGCAAAGCAAUUCCACAAGUUUAACAACUAAUUCAACACGUAACAUUGACAAUGACAAGUAUGGAAGCAGAGAGAGCUAGUAAUUCUGACGACAAUGGAAGGGACACGCCUAGAGAAAGUUUUGAAAUGCCGGCAAGGACAGAUACCCCUGGUCCAGUGCCAAAGUACAUGUAUAGCAGGGACGAGUUGAUGGAUAUAUCUACAAGUAAGCUGGCUAAAGAAAGGCCUCCAUGUCUGUCCAAGGACCAUGACACGACUGAUGGACUUUGGGAUCCAGAGAGGUGGUUUCGAUCUUUCGACACCUCUCGUGGAAACUCCCCUAUGACUGUUGGAGAUAAGAAGCGUCCACCCGAGUUAGACAGAGAAUACCUUAAUCGUCGCAGACCAUCAGAUCCUAAAGAGCGUUUGAGGGAUGAUAGAGAUGGAAUUGUGUUGAGCCCUCAGCGACGAAGCUUUGGGACAGGAUGUCAUGUCAGUAGUCAUGUCCCAUUAGGACGACAAAUCAGCAUCCCUGGACAGGAAAAUGGAGAAAGUAGAGACAGAAAUGCUAGAAGAAUAGGAAGUGGUCGAAUCCAAAUUGACAGAGAACGAGAACCUGCACACCAAGAACGAGACUUCAGAGCGAUCCGUGACAGGUUUGAUCGUGAAGACCGCAGAUUUGAAAGCAGAGAAAACAGGGGCUUUGGGAGACGAGAGUUUGAAGAUAGGCAGAACUACAGAGAAAGAGGACAUUAUAACAACAGAAAUAGGCGAGAUUCCUUCCGGGGUCGUGAGGAGGAGGAGCCAGAAUGGUUUACAGAGGGACCUACCAGUCAACAUGAACGCAUUGAACUCCAUGGAUUUGACAAGCGGCGCUCCAACACCCCAGAAAAGGAUGAAGGCAAUUGGAGGCAAAUGGAAAAAGAGGAGGCAAGUACACGAGGAGACAAGAUUGAGGAGGUGCCUCAGAAGAAGGAGGAAGAGGAGAUGGAGGAGAAUCAUCAAGGAGAGUCUGUGGCAAAUGUGACUGACAGAAAUGGUAGUCUAGAAACAAAUGAACCAAGUUCUCCUGAAGAAUCCAACAACUCGGAUAGCAUCAAUGUGCAGUCACCACAAAACAAUAAUCUGUUUGACUUCAAUGAAUUCUUUAGAAUUGAAAACUUACCUGGACUUAAUGAUGGAGUCAGUCCAACAGCUGAUGUAACAGGUAUCCAGAGUCGAUUCAGUAAGUGGUUCUCCAAUAACAGUAGGGACAACAGCAGGAGGUCCUCAAUCAAUGAAGAUUUUGGAUAUCUGAAUGAUUUGUUGAGUGGUUCUAAGAGUCCAGUAAUCCCUUCACCCCCACCACCCUCUGCCAAUUCUUUCACUCACCAGUCCAUAUUCUCCACAUCAGCAAACAGCACAUUCCAAGACAAACCACAACAUCUGAGUUACGACUUUACCUCAGUGCAGAAAAAUACAAUUGGUCCCAUGCUGAAUGCAUUGUUCCAGAACUCUUCACAUGACAGAUCUCACAGGAGUAGUACUAGCAGUAUGACGGCACAGGAUGCAGAGGCACAGCUCAAAGCAUUGUUGUUUGGAAGAAAGGGUUCUACUCCAUCUAGCAGUGGCACAGGUAGUCCUUCUGUGGCCUCUCCACUCAAUCUUCCUGGGCGAUUUAAGACGGUGGCAGAAUUAGAAGCUGACAUGAAGCCCCCUAAUCGUACUUUCACCCCACCUGGUGCCCCUAUACAGCACCCUGUGACGAGCCAGUCAGUUCAGCGUAAGGUAACCCAGCCUCCCCCUCCAGCACAGUCACCUAAGGAUCAACAGGAUGAUCUGGCUGCCUUUAACAAACUCCUGAGUCUGAUGCAGGCAGGGGCUGCUGCAGCAGUGGAGUCUCCCACCAAACUGCCACAGAUUGUUGGACGAAAUCUUGAUCAGCGAACCAUGUCCCCUAUCUUUUCUGGCCAACCCCCUGCUCCCUCCAACAAUAUGCCACCCACAGGACAGCAACCUCUCACCCCUGGCAGUGUUGCGCAGAACGAGUUCCUCCAGGCUCUAUUGCGAAAUAAGGAGCAACAGCUGCAGAUUCGCCAGCAGACUUUAAAUCACAUGCGAGGAAGUGUUCACAUAAACAACCAGUCAACUCCAAUAGCUCAACCCCCACAGAACUUUCAGCAGACCCCACCCUCUGCAGGAGCCACCCAGCCCAAGCAUCCAAACAGCUCUGAGGCACUGGCCAAUUUUAUCAAGCAAAAUCCUACUAUAAUUACCAAACCCUCCACACCUACCCCUCCCCCACAACAACCACCACAGCCCCUUCACAAUGUGCCGGCAGUUCACUCUCCCCUGGCCCCACACCCAGGCCAGGCAGCUGUUAUUGGUUUGAUGCAGAAUACCACAUCUCCAAGAGCAGCCUCUCCCCAACUUAUUCAGCAGACUUUGUUGGCCCAGCCAGGAUCUCCAAGAGUUCCCUCUCCCAUCAUGUUCAGUCAGCAGCCACCAAUGCAUUUGAGUGCCCCUUCACCUAUCCACCCGUCACAAAUAGCAGGAAAAACCUCACCUGUUUCUAUGCAGGCAGCUACCAACUUAUCUUCCACUGGUACAGCCACAAUUAGACCACCUGUGGUGCCUCGUGUUCCAAGCCCCCAGGAGCUGAUUGCCCACACACAGGCCAUUAUGCAGACUGCCCUCCUUAAAAAGCAACUGGAGGAUCAGAAAGAGAGAUUCAUCAAAAAACAGCAAGAAAGAGGAAAGUCCCCAAAUCCUCCUGCUCCACAAGGAAAAGUGGCACUGGUUGGCCAGCAGCUUAGUCCUGCAUCCCCUUGUUUAGCCCCAAGUGGAACUUCUUCAGCUUCAUCUAUCCCUCAAUCCUCAGUUCCCCAAAGCACUCCCACAUCACAGUCAAUGUCUGCUUCUAAGCAACCAUCUGUCACAGCAUCUUUCACGCCAACUUCAGUAAUGAGAAAAAUGCACUCUGACAAAGCUAGUGAAAAAGAGAAACAGAGAGUAGAUGGUCAGAAAAUCGAUGGAAGUGAUGGUGACAAAAGAACCCCACCUGUUAAACAGUUAAUAAUGCCAGAUGACCUUAAAGACCAAAGUAAUGAGGGCAAGAAAAUGGAUCAUAACGUGUUUAAUUUCCGAACAGUGCAACAACAGAACCAGGUUUCUCAAUCUUCUAGUCACCCACCCAUGUCUAUGGGACAGAACAUUGUAUCCCCAGGCACAAGUCAAGCUUCCAUCAAUGCUCACAAUCAAAUGCCAAACCUUAGCAUUCCUCCUCCUUCACUGGCCAAUCAGAGUGGCCCUCCUUCACUGGCCAAUCAAAACUCGCCACAGUUUUCCCGAAACAACUCUGUUGAUCAGGUACAGCAGCAUAUGACAGCUGUGGAUCAGGUGGCUGCUAUCCAAGCAAUGCUUGCUGCAGACAGACUGAAGCAGGCAAGACCAGUGAUGGGCACCCCGUUAUCUUCAAGUGUGACCAUGCAGGCUGCAGGAAGGCCAAUAGUUAAAGGAAUGAAUGUGAAUUCUUCACUUCCACAACAAAACCAUGCUCAGCUGAACAAGAUUUUAAGUCCACAGAUCUCUAAUCCUAACAUGGUGAAGCCUGACCUGCAGACACCCCCACAGCGUCCAAUUGUAGGGUCAGGUGCCACACCCAUCUCCACCUCUGGUGUAGAAUUGAGUAAAGUUCUACAGCAGAGACAUGUCAUUUCACCAAACCCCUUGACCCGUCCCUCAGUAGGGACACCACAAGGUCUUCCCAUGGGGAUCCCUAUCACUGGCAGACUCCCCCUCCAGCCUCCUGUUAGUGUGGCCCAUAACCCUUUACUGAUGCAGCAAAUGAUGCAAAGCAACAUCUCUCAAACAACAGUUAGAGUUAACACAUUGAACCAGAUAACACAUCUGAACCAAAUGGCCAUGCAAGCUCAGCAUCAGCGGAUGGUGGAUCCAAGAUUACAGGGUAUUAGAGGGGUUUACACUCCCCCUGCAUCUGGUUCCGCUCCCAGGGCAAUGACUAACACUCCCAUAAUGAACAGAACCUUGACUCCCGGAAAACAAGUACUAAAUGGCCCGAUUUCCCCAAACAACAAUAAAGGCAAUGAACCAAAUCUCCUGAAGUGGUUUGGUACAGAUGUCCUCAAAACCCCUCUCCCCCACAUGCCUCCCCUUCCUACCCAGGGACAAAGAGUGAUGACAGUGGAUGAAAUAGAACGCUACACACAGGCUGUGUCUAACUAAUGGGACAAUUAGAACAGAUUGAUUCAUUCUUACAAGCUAGUCAAAAUAUAUAGUUAUACUGGGAAUGGAUGCUGUCUGGUGAAUGAAAUGAUGUAUGAAAUUGAUUGGUGCAUAAAGAGAAUGCUUGAAUUAAGUGCAUGUAUAGUGUAUGAUAUUUUCAACAUUUCGCUCAUUUGGUCUUCGUUAUUUUUGAUAUUUUCUUUUGCCAAUGUGUGCUUUUUAAACAGAGAUACGAUUCCUAAUUUGAACUUUAAGAAAGUCUAUAUGUAUGUGUAGCUAACAACGGAAUGAAGAGUAUAUUGUGAUUGUCUACUUUUGUACAUAUGUAUACAUAUAUGAUAUUGUAAAUAAGUUUUUUUUUCUUCUUGUUUGAAAUGUUCCUUUUCUGAUUGAUAUUGUAAGUCAAUGUUAUACAUUGUAAGUCAUCCAUUGUACAUAUUGUAUAAAGUUACUAUUAUUAGUCUUUGUUCCUGUAAUUUUUUUGGUUGUUCUAAUCUUGUUGCUAUACCAUGUACAUACAAAAUUUGUUGACUUUGUGUGCAGUGUUAAAGGUCCUAUGUGCUGGAUGUUCACAUACAUAUCAGCCUUAUAGAACAAUGUCAGUUUGCUAAUUUCUUUUAUUCGAAUGAUUUUGGUUGAAACAGAUGAUACGUUAGAAAUGUACAGUAUAUAGAUAUUUUUUUCCGAGUUUGAUUAAUUUUGCACUUUCCACCCUAUGUUAAUUAUUGCACUUCUGUAUAGUUGUAAAUAUAUAUAUUUUGCUUUUUGAGUAUUUAGUGUUCUAUGUAUGUUCGUAGUGAAAAAAAUGUGGAAGCAUUUUUAUUGAUAAAAAUUCAUAAAACUAUGUUUGUAAUAUGUGCAUAUUGUGGUUUUGUUUAAAGAAACCUCUUGUAGUUCAUAUUUGUGGCAUAUCAUUUCUCAUUUCCAAGCAUUUCAUAUUCAUUUAUAUAAAGACAGUAUUGCUUCAGAUGUAUAUUAAGGUCUUUUUUUAGUGAUUUGAAAUAUUACAUGUAUUUGAAGAAACAUUUUUUUCAUAAUAUGGUGCAAUUUACUGUGUAUUCUUGCUAUAUAAAUGUGGCUAGUGUUAAUACAACUACAUGUAUACUUAUAACCAAUCAUAGCACAUGAUGGGCAAACUGUCUAAAAUGUUCACUAUACUGUAUUUACACUGUAAGAUACUCAGUUAUUUAUAAUAUGAUAUACUUUUGUACUUUGCAGCUUAAUUACAUCCAACGUUUUCACAAUUCACUCCUUAAAAAAAAAAAACAUUUUUUGACAGCGUUUUAUCCACAAUUGUAAACUUUUUAGGAAACUAUUGCUGUAGAAAGGUUCUUGAAUUUUUCAGUUGGAUGUGUUUGGCAAUGAAUUAAUAUUUUGUAAAAGAGAGAAAGAAAAAAAAUGAUUUGAUUCUAAUAAAAAAUGAAUCCAUGAACUUACAUGAAAUGUUGGGCAAAGAGCAGAAGUAGAUUGGCCUUGUAAAUAAGCAAAGAUUUUUGUUGUACAUUUAUGUUGGAUUCAGUGUUUAUUUACAUUUUUCUAAUAGUGCUAAUUACAUUUAUCUGUUAAUAUUGCAUGUACCUACAUGUAUAUGUUAAUUUUUUUUCCAUGUGUGAUGUGGUGAAGAAGUACAUUUCAUUUUUGAUGUGCUUUAGAAGGUAACUCAAGGAUGAAUUCACCUUCUUUACUGGGAACAACUGACCAUUUUAUUAAAAGGUCUUUUGUGUUAAAAUGAAAAUAAUUUAUUUACUUGCAAGCAUUCAUGAAGAAUUUUGACUACCAUUCAAGAAAAACAUUAUUUAAGAUUUAGCAGUUUUCAUAUUAUGAUAGCAGUUCUAGAGUAUUAACUUGUUUUAGAAUUAAAUAAAUACUGGUCAGUGUAUGAUCCAAACUGGUAAUACAUAAAUUCACUCUGCAAGGUAUGAAAAAUAUUUUAGCAUUUACCCGGUAAUAUUUAUAUUCAAAUUGCCAAUUUCUCUUUUUUUAGUAUCUGCAUACCAACCAUUUAAACCAUUCAAUUCUUAAAAUUGAAGAUACACAUAAUUUAUGUCUUGUUAUUCAGGAUUUCAGCAUGUGGACCAAAUGUUACAGCUCCCAGGCUGAAGCUGGGAAAUAAUUUAAAUAUUUUGAUGCAUUAGAGCUCCAUGUAUGUAAGAGGCUUAUGUGAGGUUGACAGUGUUGGGAGAAAGAGAUCAUCAUCAAGUUUUCGUGUCAAGUAAAUGUUUUGAUGUUGAAGACAUUUAAAACCUUGCAAAAUGUUGUUUAUCAGGAUAGUUAUGAGAUAAAAUUACACUACCCUUGACCUUUGGCUAAAGUUUCCUUAUUUUUGUGUAUAUACGAAAUUUACAUCAGUGUUUUUUUUUUUAAUGAUCUUUAAACCUUCAGUCACAAGAGUGUAUGUCUGAAUUUUAUGUGCUUGAAAUGCAUGUUUUGAAAUCACAUUUUUGUAGUUAUAAUGCCUUUUUCUCAUUUUAUUUGACAAAAAUAUGUGUACAUGUGUAUAAAAUGAUCUUCCAUGGGUCCUUAACACAGAGGCUGUGAGAAGUGUCACCAGGAAUUUCAGUUCACUUCUUUCUAAUGGAUUCAUAUUUGCUGUUAUUUGGUUUAAUUUCUGCAUUGCAGUUGUAAAGUUUUGUAAUUUUAUAUUAAUGAGAAAAAAUAAUUAUAAAUAUUCAGAUUUUUUUUUGUUAUGGCAACAGAUUUGUCAGUUUAGUCAUGUUCAGUUUGAAAGUAAGCCAAGAGCUUGAGGUUCAUGUUCAUUUUAUCUCAUUGCUUUUCUGAAAUAAAGAAUGAAAUCUUG